This is a messenger RNA of Symbiodinium sp. CCMP2592, 4413 nucleotides long. NCBI's taxonomy places the organism in Eukaryota, Dinophyceae, Suessiales, Symbiodiniaceae. The record is from the annotation of a GenBank genome assembly.
AUGCGGCGCGCAGCAGUCGUGUCCGUCUUGGUGAUCCAAGCUUGGGGAUCUCUCUUCAUCGACGACUUGAACUUCCAGGCACCGUCGUAUCCCGCUGCCGUGCCGCUGUCGUUGCCGGAGGAGAGCAAGUGUGCUCCCGAAGGCUUCUAUGGAUACGAUGUCCUGCCUCUGAAUGCUUCGGAUGUGGCUGUCGACGAGUGGGAGGAUCCCUUGAAUCCGGGGUCGAUUGACUUGGCUUUGAGCUGCCCCUGCCGCUGUGAAUCGGCUGGGUGCGACAGCAGCUGUCAGUUCACCCUGCGAUUAGCAGCCAUUCCUGCGGUGAGGAGAGUCAUCUUCAAGUGCCACAGCUGCGGCGAAGUGCGCGCCAAAGAUCGGACCGGCGAGGAACGUGAGCGGGCGGUGCCUCCAGACUCAAGGUACAUCGUCGUUGAGGGCAGCCGACUGCAUCACAUCACGAUCGUAGGGCCAUCGGCCCAAGCGACGGAGGUCUCCUUCGAGCUGCAGAGUCGGGAGGACUGUACCAACGUCAGCCCUAUGGAUGAGCACCCCGAGUGCAUCCACCUCGAGGGCAGUUGCCAAGAUCUUUGGCCCGCCGACGAUCAGUUCUCGGUCAGCCAGAUGUGCCCGUUCACUUGUGGAAUGUGCGCGUACCCAUCUCCGACCCCCUUUCCGGAUACCACAGAGCCACCCACGGAUGCGCCCACGAGCUCCGAGACGACCACGGCCACCAGCUCUACGCGCACCACGAGCUCCGGUGAGCUGCCCGAGACGACGCCUCCCCCGGAUGGGCGGGAGCGGAUCCAGAUCGAGCAGCGGUCGCAUCCGCCACGGUUGGAUAGCUGGAUUCGGACCCCGCUUGCCGCCAAUUUCACUAGCUCUGGGCCCUGCCUGGAUACCCAUGCUCACUCGGAGGGCUUACAGCUGAGCCCUUUUGACGUCACAGCGGAUUUCUGGUACGAAGACCAUCGACCUGCCGGGCUCGCAUUGGUGUCUCCCUGCAACUGCAGCCACGUUCUGCCCGGUGCGCAGGCAUGCUCCUCUCUCAAUCGCCUGGAGUUUCACUUCCACCAUAUGCCACCGGUCCAGCGACUUGCAUUCACCUGCAGGUACUGUUCCGACAUCAACGCGCGGGACAUCGGUGAUGAUCAACCUGGGUUUGAAUGGGAAUCGAUCGCGUUAGAAGUAGAAGGCGACGAGCUUACCUAUGUGGUGAUUCGCGGCCAUCAGAUCCUGGGCGUGAACGUCGGGGGGCCUCGACCGGAAGUCCGAAAUCUGCAGUACAUGUUCGGCAGCCUGGAGGACUGUCGCCAACCAGGAAGAUCGUUCGAGUACUGUGCCGACUUGCCGCGGCUGGAGGGAGGCCUUGAGGAGCAGUGCAACGAGACCUAUGAGUCCCGUAGCUUCACCAUGCCGCACAGGGAGCUGUGUCCUGUGACUUGUGGCCGCUGCAGGACGGACAGCGACUCAGAUGACAAUGCUACAGAUGACAACGGCAGCGAAGGUAACUCCACAGAGUCGCGCAAACGGACGUUUGGUGCCAGCACACACAGGUCGCAUCCGAUCACCACCACCAAGUUACGCACAUCCACGACGACGAUGACCACCACGACAAUGACUAGCAUUACGGAGACCACCUUGACAGCAACGACAUUGACAGAGACGACAUCCACCCAGUCGACAUUGACACAGACCACGACGACACGGUUGACGAUCACGGCAACAACAACUUCGACCGUCUGGAUUUCGGAGCCCAUCUCACAGGCAGAAGAGGAGCUUCUACAGGAGCUGUUUGCAGAGAACAUCACUCAGGUCGUCACUCGCUCCGAAACAUCCACCAUGAUGGCGCAGCAGAUUAGCGUCGCUCAGGACGAGGAUGUUGCCGAGACCCGGGUGCAAGUGAGGGUCGAGGGAACGUCAGUCUCGGCCGCGAUUCCAAAACAGUUGGUGAAGGAAGCCGGUGGCAACAUCGUCGUUCUGAUGGAGGCAUCUUCCAGUGUGGACAAUGACUUUGUGCAGAAUCUGACGAACAACUCGGACACUACGGUGCUGGCUGUGCCAGCCGUUUCGGUGAAGCUGUGGGCAGGUGCCAUCGUGGCGGUGCGAGAUCUCGCAGAACCGAUCCUGAUCACUUUGUCUGAAGAGGCCAUGCCAAAUGCUGAAUGUGUCUUCUGGAACGAGACGGAGCAGCAGUGGUCCACAGCCGGCUUAACGACGGUCCAAGGAGGUACUGGCCUCGUCUGUUCCACCACGCAUUUGUCCAUCUUUAGCGCCAUUCUACGGCAGCUUGAGUGUCUGAACAUCCAGGUCUUGUCGGCAGCCGGAUUAGAGAUGGCCUCGGCAGUAGAGUGGACCGACAAGCCUUCUGCGAUUCUGCUCUACGCCGUGAUGGUUUUUUGGCUGUCGCUGAUGGUCUUCGCCUGGCGCCGGGACCUGCUUUACUUGCAGGAGACCGAUUGGACGGACCACAACUUCAUUAUGAAAGUCCCUCCUUCACACCGCGUGCCGAUAGGCAUGGACUACUGCAGGGGCCUUUGUAUGAGCAUCUGCAGCCUCUGCUCAAGACGACGGGCUGUGAGAGGGUUCCGGUGGUUAAGAACGAACGACGUUGGCGAGAGCAUGUUUCUAUAUGUCUCCUUGCUUGGCUUGCAUUCACUGCUGGCCGUGCGUAGCGGCCUCGCCGUCUCCACGUUGCGGAUGCAUCUGAUCAACAAACGCGGGUGGGUUCAGAAUGACCUCGCCACCUCCAGCUGCGGAAUUCUCCGAGCCCGGCUUUCUGCGCUCCGGAGCGACGUUCCCCAGGCCUUCGUGAGCUUCUACCAGCUCUCCUUCUUUGGCUGCUUUUGGGUCUUCUUCCAGGCCCUGCAUCCCUACACCGUCCGCCUUUGCCUGGAGCAGAGCGCUGCGAAGCAGAUCAAGCUGAAAGCCGACGUGAUGUUGGGUGCGCUGGUUGUGGCUGCCUUCUUCUUCGGCGUCACUGGCUCUGCCACCAGCAGCCGGAGCCCGCAGGAUUGUGCAGAUGCCCGGAUGUCCAUGGCACGCUUCGUGCUGAUCGGGAUCAUCUCUGUCUCUUUCGUGAGCUUCCCAAUCUCGAUGUUGGCUCACAUGUGGCAGCGAAGCUUCGUGGACGAAAGUGCACGCGGCCAUUAUACACGGGACAAGCAGAUCAUGUUCUGGCAAGUGCAGGACUUUGUCUUCUGGGUCGGCAGCUCCUUCUACACCCUCUUCUGCUGUCUCUUUAUUGCGCUCUUCAUAGCAAACCUCAGCGAGCUGGACCAGUGGAAGUGGCUGCUCACCUUCGCGGUCAUCGUGGUGCGAAUCGCCAUAGUUCAGCCGAUUGGCAUGGCGCUUCUCUUGGCUACCGCAACGAGAUACGUGAAGAUCCGCAGGCCGGAGUUAGUUCGCGAUGGCCACCCCAAGCUUCACUUCAAGCUGCCGAAGCAGGCUGCGCAUGCGUCCCUGAAGGUGAAGGAGCUCGCCUCGCGCAGCGUCUCCGUGGCAGAGCUCCUGCUCUUCUGGGAGAAGGUGCCCUAUUGCAUGCCCCAUUUCGAUGCAAAUCUGGCCACCACGCACGACGUUGUCCGGCAUGCCAUCAUCCCGCUCUCCAAAGUGCAGGCUCGACCCUUAGAUUCGUGCUCUUAUGCCACGAUCAUCGCAGAUGGAGACUACCGGCCUCCAGACUUUAUGGUGACGCACAACUGGGGCAACAAGUUCUGCCACCUCAUCGCCGCCAUCCUCUCCGAAGCCAUAGGGGAGAAGACGUACGAGACCACGGCUACACAGCUGGCGUACAAUCGGACAUCUGUCCUCUACACGGAGGCAGAUAGACUCCAGCGGCGCUACUGGGUGUGUUGCUUUUGUGUCAACCAGCAUGCGAGCAUCUGCGAUACGCCGCCUCCGACGGACUCGAUGGGGAUGCCCUUCUACCCCUGCACCUGCGGGGUGCCGAAGCACUGGAGUGGGCCGAACUGUGAGAUGGACAAGUUCGACGAGAUGAUCGGCUACCUCUCUGUCGUUGUCCCUGCCUUCUCGCAGGUGGUAGCCGUGGACAUGAACUUUACGGCCUUCACCAGAAUCUGGUGCAUUGCAGAACUGGCAGAAGCAAGGAAGAUGGACCUGCAACAGAUCCUCCUUGUCCAUUCCGACAAUGCGCUGCAGAAGAAUCUCCACAAAAUCGAGAAGCUGGACGUUCGCGACGCGCAGGCCUCUGUACCUGAAGACAAAGAUCGAGUUCUGGAGAAGAUAGACGACAAGGACUCAUUCAAUGAGUCGGUCCGCCAGCUGCUCCUGGACCGGAAUGUGGGGUUGCUUAGCCGGUUCCUUUUCGACCUGCACGGUCAGGCUGGGCCUCACGAUGCUCUCGAUGCCAUGACGCACGUCAUGGUGGAUGCAAUGAUUCCUGGGGUCAUCGAGUGA